This is a messenger RNA of Acipenser ruthenus (sterlet), 2461 nucleotides long. Its product is annotated as major histocompatibility complex class I-related gene protein-like. Bases 152 to 1267 code for a protein of 371 amino acids. The record is from RefSeq and is a predicted model, not a curated record. Lineage: Eukaryota; Metazoa; Chordata; Actinopteri; Acipenseriformes; Acipenseridae. The transcript is spliced from 8 exons. Gene Ontology annotation, cellular component: external side of plasma membrane. Gene Ontology annotation, biological process: immune response.
AGAGUUUCUGAUAAGCAGUUUGAUUAGUUAUGGUUGGCAAAAUAUGUUGAAGAAUUCUGUGACAAACAUUCAAUAUCCAUGUCACAAACAAAUCCAUUGUUUAUAACCGAGUAUGGUAUUUAAAUACAUUGCUUUGUGAAGACUAUCGGAGAUGAUCCGGAUGACUGUACUCGGGAUUCUCUGCUGGGUUCAUGCAGCUGCUGCAGGAACUCAUUCACUGCAGUUUUUUGGAAUGGCGACCUCCGAAGGGACAGGGCUUUCACAGUUUGUGUUUCUGGUGAUGCUGGAUGAUGUGCAAUACACGUCCUUUAACAGCACCAUGGAAAAACCUGUCCUCCGAACAGCCUGGAUGAAUGAGACUAAGGGUCGUGAGUUCUGGGAAAUAAUUCGCUGGCAUAUUCUCUAUGAUCAAGACCUCAUAAAAUGGAGUUUGCAAAAUACAGUCGAGCACUUUAACCAUACUGGAGUUCACACUUAUCAGGCCAUGGGUUACUGUGAGUUGCAUGGUAACGGGACCAAGCGGGCAUAUUUGUCUCACACGUAUGAUGGGAAGGAUUUUAUUAGUUUUGAUGUGGAGACCCUGACCUGGAUCGCUGCUGUGCCUCAGGCUGUCUUCUAUAAACACCAGCGGGAAGCUGACGCAGCCCGGCAACGGAUCGUUUUCAAAUAUUAUCGAAAGGAGUGUUUCCAGUUGCUGGAGUGGUACAUCCAGUAUGGGAUGGAGACCCUGCAGAGGAAAGUCCCUGCAGUGGCGCUGAUACAGAGGAAAGCGCGGGAAUCUGCAGGAACGGACGUCAUUUGCCACGUGACGGGGUUCUACCCCCGAGAGGUUGAGGUGAACUGGAUCAGAGACGGUGAGGCUCUGCUGGAGGAGGGGGUGUGGAGUGGAGAGGUGCUACCCAAUGAGGACAGAACCUACCAGCUGAGAAAGACCCUGACAGUGAGUCCUGAGGACCAGAAGAAACACAGCUACUCCUGCCAGGUGGACCACGCCAGUCUGGAUGAGAAGGUGGAUGUGAAAUGGGUUCCAGAGGCUGCUCUCAACAUGGGGUUUGUUGCUGGUGGUGUGCUGGCUGCUCUGGGUCUGAUCAUCGCAGUGAUUAUAGGAGCUCUCAUCUGGAAGAAAAGAGCAUCAGGUGCCAGGAGCCCUGACUACACACCAGCGCAGACAAAGGAACAAAGUGAUGCUUCAUCCAACUCAUCCAACUCCACCAACGACGACAGGUGUGACCCCAUUGCAGAGAAGCUGAUGACACAGACAGAAUAAACGACUCAGCUUCAUCUUUUCCACUUCAUUGUGCCUGAUAUUACCACACAGAGCGAUCGCACAGACCAAUAGACAAGGAAGCUGUGUGGCAGCCGUCUGUGUCAAAUUAAGAAUGUGAAGUCAUUUGUAGAAUUAUUUUAUGUCAUGUAUUAUUAUUUUACUGAAGCUUUGAGAUGUACAGAAGAUGUUCACUUUUCAGUGUACCUGUAAUAUUUCUGUAAAUAGUAAAUCUAUAUAUAUAUAUAUAUAUAUUAGUGUCACUUUUUUAACUUCUUUCAGUCUAAAAUAAUGUAAUGAGUCAAACUCUGAAAAAACAUUCUUUAAAUAACUGUAAGUGAAGCUUUUUGAGGAGCAUCUUGAAAUGUGAUCAAGAGUAUCAUGUGAAGCAUAAAUGUGUUUGUGAGGGCUGGGAGCCCCGCACAUGAAUAGGGGGCAGGGCAAAGCCCUGUGUAAAAUGUAUUUGUUUUGUGUUUUGAUUUAAAUGUAUUAUUUGUUUAUUUUAGAACCGGGUUACCACUCCGCCCCUGUGCAAUUUAUCAUUUUGUAUUUAUUUUGUGGUAUUAUUAUUAUUAUUAUUAUUAUUAUUAUUAUUAUUAUUAUUAUUAUUAUUAUUAUUAUUAUUAUUAUUAUUAUUAUUAUUAUUAUUAUUAUUAUGGUGAGUUUAGUAUUAUUAUUAUUAUGGUGAGUUAUUAUUAUUAUUAUUAUUAUUAUGGUGAGUUAUUAUUAUUAUUAUUAUUGUGGUGUUUUAUUAUUUGUAAAUGUGACUAUGAAGAGUCGUAGGUUUUGUUUGGCAGCGUGGAUGGGAAUCCCCAUCCACAAUUUUACAACCUCGUGGUGAUGUGUGGCUGUCGCUAGUGCGUUGUUAAACUAGCCGGCAGUCACACGUAAUUAAUAAACUGGUGCAGAUAGUGGCCGAGGGGUAAUAGAAUCAUUACUAGCUAGUUAAACCCCUCGGCGCGGUAUAUAAACCUGCAGCGCUCUCAGUUGGGGGUGGAGAGUAGUGGGGAGAACGUGAGCGAGAGAAGGCGUCUGAAAACAAAAGAAACUAAGAAACCAAGGAUCAGUGAAGGCUGCUGCCCAGCCUGACUUGUCUUCCUCAGUGUUGGUGAUGUUGUUUUGUUUGAUUUAUUUUUACUCUGUGUGUUUAUUCUUGUUAUUUAAAUAAACGGCGCUGCAGCGUCUUUGUGCACUGCA